Candidula unifasciata is the source of this 604-nucleotide messenger RNA. The record is from the annotation of a GenBank genome assembly. NCBI's taxonomy places the organism in Eukaryota, Metazoa, Mollusca, Gastropoda, Stylommatophora, Geomitridae.
AUGUAUCCAGACCCAAAAAGAGAAGGCAGACGAAGAAGAGCAGAACAAUCACAAGGCAACCACACUAUAGAGAUAACAGGGGACAACUUGGAAGAUCUUCUGGCUUAUGAUGACUGGUUUUUGGAUUAUUUUAAUUGUUUUCUGACAUUGCCGGUUUUCCCUCAGGCGUUGGUGUACAACAGAUUAACUGGUGCUUUUGACAAGAUAGAAAGUCAACGCCGUGAACUUACAUCAGAAUUAUCAUCAAACAGUCCAGUUUUUCAGUAUGGUCCCACAGAUGCAGAACGUGACAGCAUGUUGGAAUGGGCAAGAACAGAAAGACUACCCCUCUUCCUUCAGGCCCAGCUAUUUAGGGAACUUAAAAUAGUGAAACUGUUGCUUAGACCACUUGACAGUCGCUCGGCAAGUCGUAACAGUAGCAGGAAUUUACGGGGUUACAGUCGUGGCACAGAGAGCUAUAUAUCUGGUUUCAGUGUCAGUGGAGAUAAUAAUGGUCAUGAUAUUUGUGAUGAAGAUAUUUGGGGUGACCCGCACUACAGUGCCCUCUACCGCUAUCAACGACCUGGAAGUCGAGCUCUUUCCUUGCCUACAAUGACCCUGUUUG